AUGUUCCGCGCGGGCGUGUCGGGCGUGGACGGCGGCCCCCCAGGCCGCGCGCAGGUGGUGCACCACCCGGCGCGCGCGAGUGGUCUGGCGCAGUAUCCCAUGUACCAGGAGCCGCCGGUCCAGGAUAUUACCGUGGAGGAGUUUGAGCAGUGGGCGCUUGACCGGCUGCGGGUGCUGGCCGAUAUUGAGACGGCGGCCGCGCGCAACCAGUCGUGGCCGGAGACCAAGGCGGCGAUCGAGGCGCGCUCGUCGGCGCACCUGCCGCUGCACUCGAACUCGGUGGCGCAGUCGGGCACGGCGAGUGGUGCGGCGGCGAAGACGCAGGAGCUGCUCGCCGAGCGGCGCAAGGACCAUGUAUCGCACUUUGUGCUGCGCCUGGCGUUCUCGCGCACGGAGGAGCUGCGGCGGCGCUUCUUGCAUGCCGAGACGACGCUCUUCCGCUGGAAGUGGGAGACGGAGCACCUCGCGGAGCGCGAGGCGUUCCUGCGCUCUCAGGACUUUGUGUGGCGCGCUGUGCCGGCGGAGCAGCAGCAGCGCUUCCGCGAGCAGCUCCUUGCUGUGCACCCCCGCAUGGCCGCGACCUUUGAUUCCGAGUCGUUCGUGCAGGUGCCGUGGCACCGCGUGCCGGACCUGGUCGAGAAGCGCCGUGUGUUUGUGCACCACGGCACGGCGUGGAUCCCCACGAAGGAGCAGGCGAGUCUUGUGCUGGCCGAGUUCCAGAGCGGCCUGCAGGCGCAGCUCGAGCUGACCGCGCGUGCGCUGCCGCGGCUCGACGAGGACGACCGGCUGAUGCCGGUGCUCGAGCACCUGAGCAUGGGCUCGAUGCUCGGUGCGACGUCUGACUACAGUAGCGCCUCGCUCGUGAACACAGACGGCGAGGCGAUCACGCUGACGGCGGACAUGGUCGUGCCGCUCGUGCGCGAGCACGCGCCGCUGUGCAUGCGCCAUCUGCAGGAGACGCUCUCGGCCAAGCACCACUUGCUGCACCAGUCGCGUCUGCAGUACAAUCUGUUCCUCAAGGAGCUGGGCCUCCCCGUCGAGGAGGCGCUCGUGUUCUGGCGCCGCUCGUUUAGCCAGAUGACCGACGACCAGUUCAAGUCGCACCGCUACAACAUCCGCCAUGGCUAUGGUCUCGAGGGCGGCCGGCACAACUACCCUGCGCGCAGCUGCACGACGAUCAUUAGUGGCUUCCCGCCGGGGCCACAGGAAACGCACGGGUGCCCGUUCCGCCACUUUUCGCAGGCGAACCUGUCGGCGGCGCUGAGCGCGCACUACCAGAUCUCGCCGGCCGACCAGGCCGAGAUAUUGGCGAGCGUGCAGGCGGGGCACUACCAUGUGGCGUGCACGCGCGUGUUCGAGCUGACGCACGCGGCGCAGGGCGUGCGCCGCGGCGACGGGCUCGGCCAUGGCGAGAGUGUGUCGCAUCCAAAUCGCUAUGCGGAGGCGAGCUGGCAGCUGGCGCAGGCAGCGGCUACGGACGCGAGUCGCGCGUAG
Malassezia sympodialis ATCC 42132 is the source of this 1494-nucleotide messenger RNA. RefSeq lists its product as uncharacterized. Bases 1 to 1494 code for a protein of 497 amino acids. The transcript is spliced from 2 exons. Lineage: Eukaryota; Fungi; Basidiomycota; Malasseziomycetes; Malasseziales; Malasseziaceae. Gene Ontology annotation, biological process: DNA replication, synthesis of primer; DNA replication initiation. Gene Ontology annotation, cellular component: alpha DNA polymerase:primase complex. The record is from RefSeq and is a predicted model, not a curated record.